Messenger RNA from Mytilus trossulus (common blue mussel), 1251 nucleotides. Its product is annotated as GATA zinc finger domain-containing protein 14-like. The transcript has 3 exons. The record is from RefSeq and is a predicted model, not a curated record. Lineage: Eukaryota; Metazoa; Mollusca; Bivalvia; Mytilida; Mytilidae. The coding region runs from base 1 to 1251 and encodes 416 amino acids.
AUGCUCUUCUUUUAUGAAAUAGAAGGCAAUAUUUCAGACGAAUCCAUAUUCCAAACUUCUACAAGCAUUGCAUCACCGACGACUUCAACCGUUUCUUACUUUAUCAACGCCUCAUUAAAAGAAUCUCAGCACAGUAAAAGCACCAUUUAUCGCUCUACAUCCACUAAGAUAACAAACUCGACGUUUAUACAACAGACAAGUGAUGUACCCACUCGUCCAAAUGUAGUAAAUGUUGAAAACUUACAGAAAGUUUUUACAACCCAUGCACAAUCUACAGAGGAGAACGUCAUCACAAAAACACUCCAAAUAACAUCUUCCAAGAAAUAUAGUUCUCCAGUUAACAAUAGCUACGUGACAGACCGAAAUGAAAGGAAUAUUGCAAAAAGCACACCUGGAUUUUUGGAGACGCUAUCAGAUGGAUAUUCUAGAAUAGGUUUGAUUGUUGGGUCAGCAGUCGGAACUGUUGUUAUCAUUGUUGUUGGUGUCUUGCUUAUCUGUUUUCGGUUCAGGCACAGAGGACCAUUUAGGAAGAAGAAAUUGGUUAAUGAUAGUCAGUGUGACUUUCAAAAUGCCAUGUACGAUGUGCAUACGCCGAACGAUGGUGAUACAAUGUUUGGACUUGUAGACGUUGCCCACAACAAUUCAAACAACAUCAGAAAUAAUGAGUAUACGGUCGUGGCAAAGAAUACCCUGUCUGAUAAUCAGGUGGUUGAGAAAAAUUGUACGAAUAGAAGAAAUUUCAACAAUCCGGUAGAAAGCAAAUACGAUAGGGUUAAUCAUGCGAGGUCUCGUAGUGCAAAUAAUUUUACCAACAACCGAUAUAAUGAGUAUGCAGUCGGGGUAAAUAAUAACCAAUCGAGUGAUCAGGAGGUUGGGCAGAAUUAUGACACGAAUGGCAGAUAUUCCGACGACAUGUUAGAGAGUGAAUACGAUAGGGUUAAUCAUGCGGGGUCUCAUAGUGCAAAUAAUUUUACCAACAACCGAUAUAAUGAGUAUGCAGUCGGGGUAAAUAAUAACCAAUCGAGUGAUCAGGAGGUUGGGCAGAAUUAUGACACGAAUGGCAGAUAUUCCGACGACAUGUUAGAGAGUGAAUAUGAUAGACUUAAUCAUGUCAGGCCUCGAAAUGGAAAAGAUUCAAGCAACGUAUAUGACAGUGCUCUUGGUUUUCGUGACGAGACUGAUGCAACAUACAAUACAACAGAUUAUAGAAGAACUGACAAGGGAGAUGACUCUGUGUAUGAUCAUACUUAA